ACAUACGAGGCACUCCAAGGACCAGUACUGCCAACAAUAACCUCACGCUCGUCCCUCAAUGCUUGCCAUGGCCGAGUAUCCGUCGUCGCAAGUUGAUGCUUUCAGCAAUCGCUCGUUUGUCGUCUACUAGUAUCUGACUCCUGACAGCACAUAUAGGGUCCGAGCAAGCCCGAAAGCAUUCUUUGCGAGGGGCUUUUGCUGAGCCAUGCGGGGUCCUCGCUAAGGCCUUCGGGGGACACAUCACCAAUAUGGAAGAGUCCAAGACAUGCAGAGGGCUUGGGUGUUGUCACUAGUCCAAACCGUCAGCCUCGCAGCGUAACCCGGCACCUGGAAAGCUCUGGGCAUGCCGAUGCACAUGCCUUGCCGCUAGACAGGCACAGGGGUGACUGUCGAAGCCCACAUGCCUAAGCUAGAGUUGCCCAGUGCCCACGGUAAACCCCGACCGUUCUGUGGUAGGCUCAGUGGCCUGAUGUCAAUAAUCGAUCUUCGAUCCUCUGCGCCGGGCUUCUUAGGGCCCCUAAGCGAACGCCAGGACUUCCACUGAGAACUUUCAAACAAACAUAAUAAACUGUCACCCUCCCGUACGUGGAGUGAUGAUUCCGCAAUCUCAAAAAAGUCUUGCAAAUAUCAAACUUGGUUUCAUCACAUUCGACAGUCAAACAAUCCAGAAGGCAAUAUGCCUUACUCACAAAUGUUUAACCAAUACCAAAACACAUCCCCCUAUGAUAACCAGCCUUGGAAUGAAGUCGAUUUCACCACCUCAUUGCCACCCAACGACAACUUCAAGUCAAUAGAUGACACAGGCUUUUACGACUUCAGUGGCCUACCAAACGACAAUCAGAAUGCUCCCUCCCCCAACUAUUCACAAUUCUUGAACUUCGAUUCUUCCGAGGUUGGCUCAUAUUCCGUCCCGAGCGAAGACAUUUCGCCCAACAGAUUCAAUGGUCCCCAGGCGCCCAUCAGCUAUCCUAUCAAGCUCGAACCAGACCUGUCUCGGAAUGAUUCUUUUGGCUGUGGACUCCGCAGACAAUCUGGAGAAUGCAGUCCCCAACGAUGUGGACCGGAACCGGCCUGCGUGCAGUUGACCAGCCUUGCGGAGAUCGAGGACUGCAAUUCUACACCAUGUCUCACCACGGACACAAAUACUGUGUUCCCUUCUAAUAUUGUUCGAAAGACUUCACGCUCGAAUUCCCGUGAAUCAAUUCCAAGGCCCAAGGAGGAACGGGAAAGGAAGGUCCGAACGAAACGCGGCCAUAAAGGCUCUUCUAGUGACGAAGACUCAGCGCAACUACGGGCGAAGCAAGCGCACUCAGUCGUGGAACGGCGAUAUCGCGACAACCUCAAUGGGAAGAUCAUGCAAUUGCAUCGUGCCUUGGUUGCGACCGAAGCAACUUCCAGGCUGACUGGCAUGCCCAACCAAGACUUCUACACUUCACGGGAACAUCGGGGCAAAGUGCGAAAGUCCGAUGUCAUGACUGAUGCGAUGAACUACAUUCACCAAUCCGAAGUCGAGGUUCGCCACAUGUCGGACGAGAUCAACCGUCUCAACGAGAGAGUCCGGUCACUGGAGAAGCUCGUGAAAUGCGAAGACUGCACAUUGCUCAAGCAAAUGGUCCGGUUACAAUUACAGCAACAACACCCUAAUUGAGCGCUUCAAAAAGUGUUUUCGGGUAAUGCGCAACAAUUGUUGGCACAUCUCUUUCAGGCCUGGUUUGGGAACGGCCAAGUUGGGCUUCCUCUUGACACACUACUCAUCCGACUACUUUCUUCAUGUUGACUUACAAAAAUGGGAGGAAAAUGGCACAAAGAAGCGGCGUUCGGGAAUGGGGGAUGGGAAAAUGAAGCCCGGAGGAGCUUCAUUGGCUGGGUGGACGGCUCUUACAUUGAGCGCGGCGUCUUGGAGGAGACCUUACAAGGGUCUUGCUGUGUCCUGGGCUUGAGGAAGAGAGGAAAUGCUCCUGGUAUCUGGGCUGUGGUCUCCUCAACGUGGGACAGACACGAGCAUUGGGAUCUCGGGGAUGGGACACCUGCUUUUUGACGAAUGUAACGAAUAUUCUUGACUCGCACUUUCUGUGCUUGAGUCCAUUUUAUGUGCCAUUAACACUUCGAUGGGCGCACUGCACAGCAGUCGCAGCUCUAUAAUGAUAUGAUACCAAUUUUUAA
This is a messenger RNA of Exophiala xenobiotica, 2163 nucleotides long. RefSeq lists its product as uncharacterized. NCBI's taxonomy places the organism in Eukaryota, Fungi, Ascomycota, Eurotiomycetes, Chaetothyriales, Herpotrichiellaceae. The coding region runs from base 677 to 1648 and encodes 323 amino acids. The record is from RefSeq and is a predicted model, not a curated record. Gene Ontology annotation, molecular function: protein dimerization activity. The transcript has 2 exons.